This is a messenger RNA of Acaromyces ingoldii, 2819 nucleotides long. RefSeq lists its product as hypothetical. The transcript has a single exon. NCBI's taxonomy places the organism in Eukaryota, Fungi, Basidiomycota, Exobasidiomycetes, Exobasidiales, Cryptobasidiaceae. The record is from RefSeq and is a predicted model, not a curated record. Bases 300 to 2684 code for a protein of 794 amino acids.
UUGUCAAGUCCGAAGGCUUACCGAGGCGCACUGAAGAGGCGCUCGGAGGUGAUGGCAGCUCGGUGGCAUCGAUAUUACAAGUGCUGUAGUGAAAUCGAGAACAACAGACUCGAAGCUGAGCCCCGCGCGCGCGCCAAUUGCUGCCGCCGCUGCGCUCAGGCCCUUUGUUUAGGCCGUGCGGGCAGCGCUCUUCGGUAGGGUCUUGCCAUUUGGCAUUUAAUCACUUCCCUUUGUUCUCAACUUCUUGCCAGCACACGACUCCAAGAGUGCUGCAGUGCCGAGCCACCUUAGCUGUCGAGAUGGACGGACUCAAGGGGUCUAUGGCCACCAAGGGAAAGAGCAAACAGCGCAGCGAGCGCAAAGAGGUCUUGCCGCUCGAGCUCUUCUUCAGUGACGAUCAUCACGGCCUGCAACCAUCUCGACGCCAUGCGCCGUCUUCACGGGCAGGAGGUUUUCCCUCUACGACGCCCGCGGUCAGACAAGGUCAUCACGCAAUUCCGCAAAAGGCGCACCAUAAGGGCGCCCGUGAUGGUAUACACAGUGGAUCUAGAGAUCUGCAGAAGGCAAUCACAUACUCUCAGGGCCCAUCACACGCGCACCCUCCGAUCCGACUCGGGUCCGGACCUCUGUCUCAGCGUCAGCAAUCCUUUGCACAUUACGCAGGCCAGCCAAAGUCGGCGUUUGUGGCUUCACCGAGUCAGAUCCAACGACAUGGAUGCGCAAAUACAUUCUCAAGCACCUUUAUGGCGGACGGUCCCCACUCAGAGAGAAAGAACAAAGAAAGCCACCGUUAUGGUAGGGCGCACGGACACGGUGGGCCGCUCUCUCCGCCCCCGGCAUACAGCCCCCGCGGCCUCACAAAUGUCCCUCCCUACAAGCAGACGGACGAGAGAGAGCCUGCGGGGGAUGUCUGGCAGAGUACGAAAGUGAUUUUAGAAGGAAGGCCGGAUCGAAAUCGACACCAUUUCAGGCCCAAGGGCUCAGCACCGACGAUGAUGGGAGCCCCGGCAAGGGGAUCAUUCAAGACCACGCAGUCUUUGCCAUCAAGGCCUCUAACAUCAACCACCGACAUGUAUUGCGAUCACCAUAGCGGGCCUAUGAAGCCUCACGAAGCUCGAUGCAAGCGCUUGAAUCGAGCAGAGCUGGCUAAAGUCGAUCCAGCAAAGGGGCAAUUUGUUUUUAGCAAGCAAAUGCCCCGGGUGCACUUUGACGGCAAGCUGAGCUAUUCAAAUGCGGCCUUGAGCGACGAGGAAGACUUGCCCGAAGGGAUAGUUGGUUGGGGCGAAGAGGAGUGGGACGUCGAAGGCUGGGAAGACGCCAUCGGAGUCGAGGACAGUGCUCCUACCGCCUCGUGCGGGUGGGCCGAGAACGACGGCGAGGGCGGCAUGAGCAAGAAAGAGGGUGACGACAUCAACGAUGCUCCGCGACUGCGAAUCGACUCAAUUUUCACAGAGGCAUGGAAAAACCUGUUUGAUCCCGCGGGCGAACCCCGUGUGAAGCUUAAGCAGGCAGCUUUUCCGGUGUUGCCCAUCGAGAUUGUCGAGAAAAUCUUGGUCCAGCUCGCAAGCCAAGGAAGCAAGAGCGCCGUCACGGCGCUUCAGAUUUGCAAGUCGAGCAACUCUUUGCUUCUCCCCUUCGUCUAUCGGCACCUUGUCUUUCGCAGUCCACGGAAGGCUCUCGCAUUCUGCACGUCGCGACGCAUUCGGCCCCUGCCGCCUGCAACGGUGAGCUCAGUCACCUUUCACGAGGUCGAUCACACCUCGUACAGGGUCCUUGAUCUGCUCAAGGCGCAAUUCAAUCGUCCUAGCAUCGUCCACGCCGAUGGCAAAUUUCUCAAUCCAAAUGGCCGUGACAAGACGUUCUACCUCACCACGGGUACCCUGUUGUCCACGGUGCAAGAGCUGACGGUCGUGAACUAUGGGCUGGGUCAGAAAUGGAUCAACGAGCUGGUCAUGCCGAGCGACAAUGAGCCCCAGGAUACGCUGCCUACGCAUGACGACGGGCCCCAUCGAAUCAACCCAAGCGUAGGACCCGAAUAUGAUCAGGGCAACGGCGAUGUAGCCACCGGAACCACGCGACACAUUGGUGAUGUUACCUUUUCACCAGUCGCGCUACGGUCAGUCACGCUCUAUCAACCUAGCCUCCGUCGCUGCACCAUCGCACCGGCCUAUCUGCCCCAGCUCGAGCGGGUCAGCCUCUUUGUCACCAGCGAUGGUAUCGCGAGCGAUGCAGGCAUACAGCUCUUGCCCGAUAUCUGGCGAUGCAUCUCUAGCGGAGACGCAAGGAUGCAGCGACGCAAAAUUACGACCUUUGACGUCUCCAUCACCUUUGUCACGCACAAGCGGUGGGAGCUGUGCUGCAACGAGACGUACGCAGCCCUCGUCCAGCUUCAGGACUAUCUCCUACAGUCCAAUGGCAGGGACUUUGUCGUCGCAGACACCGACUUGUCUCUCUCGUUCCAUGUGGCGCGCUUUCACUCGCGCGAAGAGGCGCUGCACCAAGUCAAGCGUCACGAUGCCGAGAUUCUCCAGUGGCAGAAGAGGGCCCAUCGGCCAGGAGCGGGCUCCGUCACGGUACACCCCGACGUAGACUUUACGAGAGAUCAGCGCAUCAUCGUCGAAGACGACUUCCAUCGUCGGCUGUUUGCGCCUUUGCAGAUGGCCUCGCUCUCCAUCGCAGGAUGAUGCAAAAACAAAUAGACGAGCCGCAUGACAUGGAAACCUCCGCACAAAGCACAGCAAAAUCAUCUCUUGGUUAAAUCACGACAGAUGCCUGGUCUCCAAGAGGAUCUCGCGCACACCACUCAUUCACGAAGCACC